This is a messenger RNA of Sinocyclocheilus grahami, 1341 nucleotides long. RefSeq names its product catechol O-methyltransferase-like. The record is from RefSeq and is a predicted model, not a curated record. Lineage: Eukaryota; Metazoa; Chordata; Actinopteri; Cypriniformes; Cyprinidae. Gene Ontology annotation, molecular function: catechol O-methyltransferase activity. Bases 1 to 786 code for a protein of 261 amino acids. The transcript has 5 exons. Gene Ontology annotation, biological process: catecholamine catabolic process; dopamine metabolic process; developmental process.
AUGUUGCUGGGCUGGUGUGUCGGGGCCACAGUGCUGUUAUAUGUGUUGUACUCCUGGCUCAUCCCCACUGCUGUGCAGUUCAAUGGCAGUCUGGCGUUAAUCUGGCACGAUGUCAUCGUUGAGCGGGCUCUUGAUACUCUGACCAGAUCAACUCGACCACAGCGUCUGCUGAAAGUAGUACAGAAGCGUGCAACCCGUGGUGACCCUCAGAGUGUGAUCUCGGCCGUUGAUCAUUUCUGCCGACACAGUGAAUGGGCUAUGAACGUUGGAGAUGAGAAAGGCUCUAUCCUGGACUCAGUGGUGAGUGAGUUGAGCCCAGAGAAGGUCCUAGAGUUGGGCACAUAUUGUGGGUACUCCACAGUGCGCAUCGCUCGUCUGCUUCCUCCUGGAGCUCGACUGAUAACACUGGAGUUCAAUGCAGAUUAUGCUGCAAUAGCUCGACAAGUAAUCGCCUGGGCGGGUCUUGAAGACAAAGUCCAGCUUGUCGAAGGUGCGUCUGAAGAUUGGAUCCCACGCAUGAAGGAGCACUAUGGAAUUGAAACAUUUGAUUUUGUUUUUCUGGACCACUGGAAGGACCGUUACCUCCCUGACACAAAAUUAAUGGAGGAUUGUGGUCUGCUAAGGAAAGGCACAGUUCUGCUUGCUGAUAAUGUGAUCUGUCCAGGAUUCCCAGACUAUCUUGAAUAUGUGCGCAAUAGCCUUUCAUAUAAAAGCUGCUAUUUUAAAUCCCAUUUAAAGUACACCAAGGCAGAGGACGGCUUGGAGAAGUCUGUGUUUUUGGGCUAGAGAUAUACAGGGAUGGUUCAUAUGCUUAAAAAUUUGACUUUUGCUAAGAGUUUAUGCUCAGAGUUUCUGAGACCCAGCAUGAGGUAUAUUUUAAAUGAUUUAUUAUCAUAAGUCCCGAAGAUGUAUUGAGGACACACUGUUCUGCAUUUUACUUGAUCAAUCCAGAGGUUUUACCACUCUGUACCACUAGGGGGUAGGAUCACAUUUAAAAUGGCUGAAAUGUGUGGUUGUGUCUAGACCAGACCCCUCUUACAGUUUAACCAGAACUUUUUAUCUGAGAAAAACAAAACAUUUUGUAACAAUGACUUUAUAUCACAUAUUUGUGUUUGUACAGAAAAUGGGACUUUUGUAGGUUAUUUUAGGGUUAUUCUGUAAUAAUUGAAACAAUGCCACUUUGAGUUCAUGAAGAUAUACAAGUCAGCAGUGAUGAUAAUGACAGAGGCAUUUGGAGUGUACUAAUUUGAUGUAUUUGUGCAGUAUUGAUAAUAGCAUGGAUUGCAGUUGUAUUAGUUCUGUCAGAACCACUAUUGUCAAAGAUGAUUGACAAUUAGCAUA